AUGGCCGCACGCAAAAAGAGGCAGGUCGAUGCCGAGUCUGCACCAGUGACCGUGGCAGAGGGCAUGCAUACCCAUGGUGUGCUCAACCAACAUCCGAACUCAUUCCGGUCCCAAGGCUCGAGCGAUGGCAGUGGCGCUUCCAAGCCGGAAGUGCCCUCGGGCCCCGCUUUCCGCAUAGGCUUUGCCGAGGAUCCCAACUCACGAUUCCGAAGGGCGAUGGAAGAUGCACAUGCCUUUGUCUAUGACUUUGGCGAUGUUCCGGGCCAAGGCUUCUUUGGUAUAUUCGAUGGACAUGCGGGAAAAGAUUCGGCAGAAUGGUGCGGACGGAACUUUCAUCAGCAACUUCUGGCAAACAUCAGCAGCAGCCCGGAAAAGCCCGUGCCUGAUCUGCUCAAUUCCACAUUCCAUUCGGUCGACAAGGAGCUCGCGAACCUUGCUGCGCAAACGGGCACCUCGAGCGGCUGCACUGCUGCCGUGGCGUUUUUGCGAGUCGAAGACGACGCCGGCUCAAAAGGUGACCAGGCAUCUUCAGAAGACACGGCUCCCGCUGCCGAAGGUACGACCGAGCGAGCCCAGUCCGGCACUGGUCUGUGGGGCAAGAUCUCGAAGCGCUUCGAAUCCAGUGAUCACGCCGACAAGGCCCAGCCGAGCCAAGCAGCCAGGAGGGUGCUGUACACUGCCAAUGUCGGUGACACUCGGGCCGUGCUCUGUCGGAAUGGCCAGGCCGUUCGUCUCACGUACGACCACAAGGGCUCGGACGCUCAAGAGGCGAAGCGCAUCACGGACGCCGGAGGCUUCGUGAUGAACAACCGCGUCAACGGAGUGCUUGCCGUCACACGGUCGCUCGGAGACUCCAAUAUGAAAGAGUUUGUCGUCGGCUCGCCCUACACUACCGAGACCGUGCUCGGUAGCGAAGACAGCUUCCUCAUCAUUGCAUGCGAUGGCCUUUGGGACGUGGCAGAGGACCAGGAAGCAGUCGACAGGAUCCGCGACAUCCAAGAUCCACAGCAAGCCGCCGAAAAGCUCGUCCAGCACGCUCUCAGCGAAUUCAGCACCGACAACACCUCCAUCAUGGUCAUUCGCUUUGCCCAAUGA
This is a messenger RNA of Moesziomyces antarcticus, 1095 nucleotides long. Its product is annotated as protein serine/threonine phosphatase 2C. Gene Ontology annotation, molecular function: cation binding; protein serine/threonine phosphatase activity. The transcript has 6 exons. NCBI's taxonomy places the organism in Eukaryota, Fungi, Basidiomycota, Ustilaginomycetes, Ustilaginales, Ustilaginaceae. Gene Ontology annotation, biological process: protein dephosphorylation. The coding region runs from base 1 to 1095 and encodes 364 amino acids. The record is from RefSeq and is a predicted model, not a curated record.